Molecule: messenger RNA, 615 nt
Organism: Glarea lozoyensis ATCC 20868
Lineage: Eukaryota; Fungi; Ascomycota; Leotiomycetes; Helotiales; Helotiaceae
Product: Mss4-like protein
Exons: 2
Coding region: 1-615 (204 amino acids)
Biological process (GO): protein repair; response to oxidative stress
Molecular function (GO): peptide-methionine (R)-S-oxide reductase activity
Source: RefSeq, a predicted model, not a curated record
AUGCGCAUCCCAACAUUCCCCUCCAUCGUCCGCACCUUCUACGCAAUAAGCAACUACACCAACAGAGCUAGCACCCAAAUCCCCUUCAAAUCCCUUCAACCAUUUCCCAGAGGCGUUCUCCUCAAGUCUAUGCCGACCAUCCCCUUCCUCGGAAGUUUCUUCAGCACAAACAGUUCUCAAAAGAUGUCUUAUCCAGUCCAAAAGACCGAUGAUGAGUGGCAAGCCGUCCUCAGCAAAGAGCAAUUCCGCGUCCUCAGAAAACAAGGCACAGAAGCUCCCUACGUAGGAAAAUACGACAAACACAUGCCCGAGACCGGUGUCUACACUUGCGCUGGCUGCGACGCCCCUCUCUACAAAGCCAAUCACAAAUUCAAAUCUGGUUGUGGAUGGCCCGCAUAUUUCGAUAACAUCCCCGGUGCCGUAACACGUCACACGGAUAGCACCUUAGGCAUGUCAAGAACGGAAAUCGUGUGUUCGAAUUGUGGCGGUCACUUGGGACAUGUGUUCAAGGGCGAGGGGUAUGCGACGCCGACUGACGAGAGACAUUGUGUGAACAGCAUCAGCAUGAAGUUUUCGCCAGAGGAUAAGGUGGUGGAGAAGGAGAGUAAGGCAUGA